Lonchura striata (white-rumped munia) is the source of this 480-nucleotide messenger RNA. It is a transcript of the gene CDC26, whose product is annotated as cell division cycle 26. The record is from RefSeq and is a predicted model, not a curated record. Lineage: Eukaryota; Metazoa; Chordata; Aves; Passeriformes; Estrildidae. Gene Ontology annotation, biological process: protein K11-linked ubiquitination; regulation of mitotic cell cycle; anaphase-promoting complex-dependent catabolic process. Gene Ontology annotation, cellular component: anaphase-promoting complex.
GCCGGGAGCUGUGGCGGGCGGCCCGCUGAGGGCGGAGCGCUCGGUGCCGCCGCGGGUGGCGGCGCCUCUGGCCGCGAUGCUCCGUCGGAAGCCGACGCGGCUGGAGCUGAAGCUGGACGACAUCGAGGAGUUCGAGAGCGUGCGGAAGGAGCUGGAGAGCCGCAGGAAGCAGCGGGACGAGGCGGAGGCGGCGGCGGGCGGCGAGGAGGCGGCGGCGAUCGGAGCGCUGGGCACGGAGCACAAGAGCCGCGAGCAGCUCAUCAACGAGCGCAUCGGGUACAAGCCGCAGCCCAAGGCCGGCGGCCGCGCCGCGCACUUCGGCACCUUCGAGUUCUGACGGGGCAGCCCCGGCCCCGCUGGGCCGCGCCGCCCCCCUCUGAGCUGUUGCAUUUUCGCAUUUUAAGUUUGGUUAACAUGGCCGUGAUCGCUCCCUUGCCGAGUGUUUUGUUUUAAAUAAACACGUAUUUUUUUAAAGAAACG